GGGGCACUCUCACAUGCUAACUGCGUCGCAAGAAAUAGGAAGUCCAUUCUACACAGGUUUUUCCUUCAUAAGCGUCUCAACGAAUUGAACAGCAUGUCUGCAGCUAAAGUGAAAAUGCGGCAGAGGAAGAUGAAGAAUCAGCCUGCCAGUGUUCAGUAUACGGGGCGUAACGGUGACGGGACGCCGCGGUCUGGCUCAGGACAAUUUGACAGUGGCGAUGCUAACACCUCUUCAACCACUGAGACCGAGCCAGGUGCCCGUCAUGGACGGUUCGGUGGACACCAGAAGCUGGGUGGAGCCCCCGUCAAAGAAAUACCAAGACACAUUCUUGCCGGAGGCUUUGCGUUUGCCAGGUCUGCAGAGGUGCGUGCCAUGCUCAAAGCCGUCACCAAGACAACAGGCAGCUGUCAUGUUUUUGGAGCGCUGCCCAAACAUAUGAGGCGGCGAGCGAUGAGCCACAACACCAAGCGCCUUCCUUGCCGGCUGAGAGAAAUGGCAAACCGCCUGCGUGAGAAGAGCCUACAGGCUGGCUCCAAGAAGAAGAAGGAACAAGCAAAGUGCAAGAGUCGCAAAGCCCGCCGCCGGCAUGGAAACCUGUUGCUUGAGUUCAACCGUCGGCAGAGAAAGAACGUAUGGUUGGAGACCCACAUUUGGCAUGCCAAGCGAUUCCACAUGGUGAAGAAGUGGGGCUACUGUCUUGGAGACAGACCCACCUACAAGUGCUAUCGUACCUGCUACAGAGCCAUGAGCAACCACUGUUUGCUUCAGGACUUGUCUUACUACUGCUGCAUUGAGCUACAGGGAUCCGAAGACAAUCUGCUGCUGUCUCUGUCACAGUUGGCCAGUAAGGAGGCCGGUCCUACGUUUGCUGCAGCACUGUCUCUCUCUGGGAGAAGACAGGGCAGUGUGGUGGUCUACAGGGCUGGGCAGUAUCCGAAACAGCCACUUGGCCCGGUCACCUUUCUGUGGAGGCCACGUGCAUCGGGCUCCACUCACAGGCAGCUGUGGAUUUGGGCUCAUCCCACUCUGAAGAAGGACCUUCUCUCAGAGCUGCAGACUGUCUGCCAGUGUUCUGAGGUCGUCCUUCCUCCAGUGCUGUCAGAGGUGAAGCGUCCUGAGGUCGUCUCUGCUGCAGAAGAUGCAGAGGCGGACAAAGACUCAGAGACCAAGCCUUCAUCUGGGACUAAGAGAAAACGUGGCAGUAAGGACACGAAUGAACCUCCUGCAAAGAAGAUACUGGGCGAUGGGACCAGAUCUCCUGGCACACCUGUUACGUGGAAGUCCAGCUCAACUGGAACAGUUAUAAAUGAUCUCACCAUGGAGAUUGUGCGCUAUCGCCUGAUUGGGCCACAGUCUCAUUCUGUGCUGGCCCAAACGUUGGAGGCAGCGACCGACUGUGAUGAGCGGAUCAAAUCGCAGCCCUCGUGCCUCUGGUGGCCUGAACACUGCAAAGAUGCCAACAAGAUGGCUGCACACCAGCAGCAGGCAGAUGUCUUUCACACUCUGAGAGGCGUUUUUUCCACCGCAGAGCUGGCUCCUGGCACAGUUCUGGGUUUAACGGUGGACGACCCCAGACUCACAUUACCAAGAAAGAGGGUCAAAUCCUUGCCCUGUGUGAAGGAGGCACAAGAGGUGGAUGAGGAGAAGAGGAGGGAACUCGUGUUGCGGGGCGUCUCUGAACAAUGCUGUCAGAGCUUCCUGUGGGAACAGUCUGUCCGUGACAACGUGACUGAGAACAAAAUCUCUGAACAGGAGUUGAACCGCAUGAGAAGUGAGGUCCUUGUUCCUGGGUCGAGACUGAGUCCCACGCCUCAAGGCAGGGUCCCCAUCCUGCUGGUUCAGCAGCCUGGCAAGCAGGCGGGGCAUGAGAUGAGCUCCUGGGGUGCUGGAUGGGACCUGCUCCUGCCAAAAGGCUGGGGCAUGGCCUUCUGGAUCCCUCUGGUGUACCGAGGAGUGCGCAUCGCUGGACUGAGCAUGAGUCUGAAACACUCCCAGCACAAAGGGGCUCCCCACUUUCCCCAUGAUUACCCAGACUGCCCUGCUGGUGCCACUCACCAGGAGGAACAGGAGACGGAGCUUCUUCAGAAGUUUGAAAGGCGUCCGCCUGCCAAAAGGACCAAUUACAUUAAACAUGGCUGUCUGGCUCCGUUCUGUUGCCCCUGGCAACAACUGGCAGAGGAGUGGGAGCUGAUGGCAGGCAGAGGAAGCCAGUCGAUGAAGGAGGACAGCCAGGGUGCCAUGGAGGUCGGCGGAGAGAUGAGGUCACCUCCUGUGGACCCCACCGCAGAGCCUCCCAGACACUUCACUGUUCUCAGGAACAGGAAGUCUCUGCGGCUGCUCUCUGGUUGGUGCCGACCCACUUCCUCUAAAGGUCAGAGGCCGUGUGGUGUCCGAGAAGGGCCUCCACUGGACAACGCAGCCAAGACCUCCUUUCUGGCCACUCAUGACAUGAGUGUGGUGUGGGUUCGACUCUCACUGCUGUCCAAGGGCAAACCAGAGCUGCACGCCAUUGUUUCUGUACCCACCCCUGAGGACCUUAAGUUGCUGGACUUGGACCGCACCUGCAGCGGACCCCAGGAGCCGCCGCACAAAGACAACUUCAAAGGCAAAAUUAGAAGACCUAAAAAGAGUCCCAAGAAGAAAAAUGCUGGGUCUUUAGGGGAGACUGAGGGUGAAGAGGCCCAAUCCACUGCUGAGACCCUCCAGACCAGCUCUUCAUCGUCCUCUGAUCUGGUGUUGGGAUUAUGGCCAGACCCUCUGCCGAGCAUCACGACUCACUGCUCGCGAGUGACACUGGGCUGGGUCACGCAGGGUGACUUCUCCCUGACAGCAGGCUGUGGAGAAGCUCUGGGCUUUGUCAGUGUCAGCGGGCUGUUGACCUCCAUCAGCAGCCAGCCGCUGAAGCACAGAGGCAUAGUGCUGCUGCGCAACCCCACCUCCCUGCACUACAGGUUCGCCAAAGUCAACAUUGAGGUCUGACCCAAGUGAUUCAUCUGCUUGGAGGAAUUUAAUUUUCAAUAAAUCAUGGAUAUUUAUUUGCUUUAAAACUGGGACUGGCAUCACAUAAUGUGCUGAAAAGUGUUGCAAUACCAGUCAGUAAAUAUGUGUUGCUCGUGGUUAACUUUUCACUCUUUGGUGGC
Messenger RNA from Synchiropus splendidus (mandarinfish), 3140 nucleotides. It is a transcript of the gene pop1, whose product is annotated as POP1 homolog, ribonuclease P/MRP subunit. Gene Ontology annotation, cellular component: ribonuclease MRP complex; nucleolar ribonuclease P complex. Gene Ontology annotation, biological process: tRNA 5'-leader removal. The coding region runs from base 94 to 2979 and encodes 961 amino acids. The record is from RefSeq and is a predicted model, not a curated record. The transcript has 16 exons. Lineage: Eukaryota; Metazoa; Chordata; Actinopteri; Syngnathiformes; Callionymidae.